CAGAGCAAGUCAGAAUGUCAUCCCGGCACUCGAGUUGGGAUGCAUCAAUCCGUACUUGGUCACUUGAAGGAAAGCACGAAUCGAUUUGUCUGGCUGCGUGGAUCUCCCGGAACCGGGAAGACUGCAAUAUGCAUGAGUGUUACAUCCACUCUUGAAAGCCAGGGUACCCUGGCAGCAUCAUUUUUCUGGGAUAAGAACCAAGCGGGAACAGGCCUUGAUUCUAUUGACCAAUUCCCCUCUACCCUUGCACAUCAACUUGCAGCCUUCAACGAAGACUUCAAGAUAUCGCUUGUCAGACACCUUCGGCAACCAUCCCUGGCGAUGGCCCAACAUCUUCCCCUGAAAAAACAGAUGAGGGCUCUUAUUAUCGAACCUAUGCGUAACCUGAUGGAAGGACUGCUUGCGGGAGAACAUCGCUUCAUCAUCGUUUUGGAUGGCUUAGAUGAA
Messenger RNA from Cantharellus anzutake, 447 nucleotides. RefSeq lists its product as uncharacterized. The record is from RefSeq and is a predicted model, not a curated record. The annotation marks the transcript as partial. The transcript has a single exon. NCBI's taxonomy places the organism in Eukaryota, Fungi, Basidiomycota, Agaricomycetes, Cantharellales, Hydnaceae.